GGGAGAGAAAGAGAGAGAGGAAGUGAGAGAAACCUUGAAGCUUUUCACGUUCCCCUCCCUCUCGUUCACGUGCACGAUGCCGGAACGAGGACUCGAACGCGAUGCGAUAGUGAGGUCCGCGAGGUCGAUCUCGCUUCCUGCCCUUCCGCAGAGUUCAUCAUCCGGUCCCGUUUAAGCUUCCCUAGGUGUCAGGUGAAGAUGUUGGCGAUCCUGCUCGCCUGCCUUCUCGUUCUCUUUGCCUUCCUCUACAGGAAAAUUUCCCACGACUUCGAUUACUUCUCGAAGCAGAGGAUCCCGACCGAGAAGCCCGUCCAUCACAUCGUGGGGAACCUCUGGAACUUCUGGAAGCAGGUCCCGCUCGUUCCCGACUUCAUUUUUCUCUCGAAAUGCCUUCCUGUUCUUCGUUCCUCAGGGGUUCUCGUCUACGAUUCCAGGUCGUUCGAGGGGAAUCGACCGGCGUGGAACAUCGCGGAUCCGGAUCUCAUCCGGGAAAUCGGAAUCAAAGAGUUCGAUCACUUCACCGAUCGAAGGAUCUUUUUCCCGCUCCGAGAUCCAACGUUGUCGAAGAUGUUGGUGCUGCUGAAAGGCGAGGAAUGGAAGAACGUGAGAUCCUCCGUUUCUCCCGUUUUCUCCUCCGGCAAAAUCAAAAAGAUGUCCCUGCUGAUGGAGUCGUGUGGAGAGGCCCUGGUGGAGCAGCUGCGGAAAGCCAUUCAGAAGUCUCAGGGCGUUGUCAACAUCAGAGAUCAGUUCGGAGCAUACACAUUGAACGUGAUCGCAACAUGUGCAUUUGGGACGAAACUGGAGAGCCUCGGGGAGGAGAACGACCCGUUCACGCGGAACGCCAGGAAAUUCCUCGCCGAUAAUCCCGUCGCUGGGACACCCUUCUUCAUCAUCCCUUUCGUGUUCCCGUCGUUGAUGAACGUGGGCUUGAACGUGAUGCCGAUGGCCCCCCUGUACUUCUUCCGCGAUCUGAUCCGGGACAUCAUGAAGCAGCGGAAAGCCGAGAGGAACGAACGAGGCGAUGCCCUCGACGCCAUGUUGGAGCAAGCGGAGAAGGAGAAGCAGGAAGGAGGUGCAGAAGCGCAGAUCGUGAUGACGGACGAUGUCAUCACGGCCCAAUCCAUUCUCUUCUUCGGAGCGGGAUUCGACACGACGGCUGCCAUGAUGACGUUUCUCACCUAUUCCCUUGCCCUUCACCCGGACAUCCAAGACCGAGUCCAUCAAGAGAUAGAGAAGAACAUCCAAGAACACGGCGGGAUCAACCACGAGAUGAUAAAUGCUUGUGUGUAUCUUGAGCAAGUGGUGCAAGAGACUCUCCGGUUGUAUCCUCCUAACAGUCGGCUGGAACGUGAAUGCACCAAGGAUUGCAUCAUAAAUGGGAUGGAAUUCAAGAAGGGGGAUUUCGUCUUCAUCCCCGUCAAUGCAGUCCAUAGUUCCCGCGAUUACUAUCCUGAUCCUGAGGUCUUCGAUCCGGAGCGGUUCUCGCCAGAGAAAAAGUCGAGCAUCGUGACGGGGGCCUUCAUCCCGUUCGGCAUAGGCCCUCGGAAUUGCAUCGGAAUGAGAUUUGCACUAGAGGAGGGGAAAUUGGCUCUGUGCCAUCUCAUCCAUUCCUUCCGCAUCCUCAAAUGUCCGGAAACUCCCUCGGCUGCCGGGAAAGAACGCACCUCCAUCGCUCAUAUCGCCUCUGAUGCCAUCAACGCCACCGACUCCAAAGAUGCUCUACGAAAGCUUUCUGGAAAAGCUUCGUUAUGGACUGAUCACUUGUGUGGAGAGGAUACAGCUUGCCUGAUGCCAUUUCUCCAAGUCCAAUCUGGCCGAAGACGAGUGGACCUUAUUUUCAGUCGGAAAGGGGUUCCUAUGGAGUGGGCAGCUGGGGUAUUCGGGACCGUUCCACACAAGAAGACUCCAGUGAAAGUGAAACUGGAAAGUCGACUUUGAUUCAGUCAAGUGGACUUCUUCGGAUCCCUUAUGGACUAGUGCAUCCAGAAGCACUCCGCCUUCCUUGGCAACGCCCUUUAAAUGAUGUGCUCAAUGUUCAAAGGUGCUCGAUGCUCUGCACUUUUCAGGCUUUUUUCAUGUAUGGUGAAUAAACUACUAAUGAC
Darwinula stevensoni is the source of this 2102-nucleotide messenger RNA. Lineage: Eukaryota; Metazoa; Arthropoda; Ostracoda; Podocopida; Darwinulidae. The record is from the annotation of a GenBank genome assembly.